Messenger RNA from Quercus robur (English oak), 1965 nucleotides. RefSeq names its product berberine bridge enzyme-like 13. The record is from RefSeq and is a predicted model, not a curated record. NCBI's taxonomy places the organism in Eukaryota, Viridiplantae, Streptophyta, Magnoliopsida, Fagales, Fagaceae. The coding region runs from base 65 to 1675 and encodes 536 amino acids. The transcript has a single exon. Gene Ontology annotation, molecular function: oxidoreductase activity; FAD binding.
GUUAACAUUAUACUUAGGGGACACAAAAAAACAAUUAAUCAAAAGAAGAAGAAAAACAAAAACAAUGGUGUCUCCAAAAUCUUCUUCAAUGUGUUCAAUGUUUUUGUUCCUUGUGCUGUCAGCUGCUUCAUUGGCAGCUUCAGCUUCAGUUCAAGAAAAUUUCAUCCAAUGUCUCGACGACAAUUCCGAGUUUUCUGUUCCAAUAGCCACAGCCUUUUUCACCCCAAACAACUCUUCCUUCACUACUGUCCUCAACUCCUCUGCACAAAACCUUAGGUACUUAGUGCCUUCAGCGCCAAAGCCUGAGUUCAUUUUCUUGCCUAUGCAUGAAGCACAUGUCCAAGCAGCUGUAAUUUGUUCCAAAAAGCUUGGAAUUCAUCUCAGAGUACGUAGUGGAGGCCAUGACUAUGAGGGUCUCUCCUAUGUAUCAGAACUUAUAUCACCUUUCAUAAUAGUUGACUUGGCCAAGCUUAGAUCUGUUGAUGUUGAUAUAGCAGACAAUAGUGCAUGGGUUCAGGCCGGUGCUACUAAUGGCGAAGUUUACUACAGAAUUUAUGAGAAAAGCAAAGUCCAUGGCUUCCCAGCUGGUCUUUGUACCAGCUUAGGCAUUGGUGGGCACAUAACUGGAGGUGCAUAUGGUGCCAUGAUGAGAAAAUAUGGCCUUGGUGCUGACAAUGUUAUUGAUGCUCGAAUUGUUGAUGCAAAUGGCAAUAUUCUUGACAGAAAAGCCAUGGGAGAAGAUCAUUUUUGGGCAAUUAGAGGUGGUGGAGGAGCAAGCUUUGGAGUCAUUCUUUGGUGGAAGAUAAAGCUAGUUCCUGUCCCAGAAACUGUGACAGUUUUCACAGUUCCUAGGACCUUAGAACAAGGUGGAACAAAGCUCCUCUAUAAAUGGCAACAAGUUGCUGAUAAGCUUGAUGAAGACCUCUUUAUCAGAGUCAUCAUCUCACCUGCACCCAAAGCUGGUGCUAAAGGUGAGAAAACAAUCACAACUUCUUACAAUGCUUUAUUUCUUGGUGGUGCUGAUAGAUUACUCCAAGUUAUGAAAGGAAGUUUCCCAGAGUUGGGUUUAACCAAAAAGGAUUGUCUUGAAACAAGCUGGAUUAAAUCAGUGCUUUAUAUUGCUCAGUUCCCAAGUGGUACGCCCCCAGAAGUUUUGCUCCAAGGAAAAUCCACAUUCAAGAACUAUUUCAAAGCCAAAUCAGACUUUGUCAGAGAACCAAUUCCAGAGACAGGACUUGAGGGACUCUGGCAAAGGUUAUUUCAAGAAGACAGUCCUUUGAUGAUCUUUAAUCCAUAUGGGGGAAUGAUGAGCAAGAUUCCAGAGUCAGAAAUCCCAUUUCCUCACAGAAAUGGAACUUUGUUCAAAAUCCAGUACGUAACUUUGUGGGAAGAACCAGGUGAUCAAAUUCAAGCAAAGCAUUUUGACUGGAUUAGGAAGCUUUACAACUACAUGACUCCUUAUGUUUCAUCGUUUCCAAGGCAAGCUUAUGUGAAUUAUAGAGAUCUUGAUUUGGGGAUAAACAACCACACAAACUUUGUACAAGCAAGUUCUUGGGGGAACAGGUAUUUCAAGGACAACUUCGACAGAUUGGUAAAAGUGAAGAGCAAGGUUGACCCAGACAACUUCUUCAGGCACGAACAGAGCAUCCCAGUUCUUCCAGUUUCUUCAAAGUAAUGGGUGUGAAUGAUACAGAUAGUAAAUGCUCGGAUUGGUUGGACAACUUCACUUUGUCUCUGUUACUAUAGCUAGUGUCGGUUAGUCAAAAUUGUAAUAAACGAAUGUUAUGUUUUUUUUUUUUGAUACGAAUGUUAUGUUAUGUAAUAAACGAAUGUUAUGUUUAUGUAGAGUCAAGUGUUGUAGAAAAUCGGUGUCUCCAAAAAAAAAAAAAAAAAAAAAAGGUAUUGUAGAAAAUCGAUGUAAUGCUUUCUCUUUUCCAUAAAGUGAUAUUACUCUCUGUUAUUAAA